Malurus melanocephalus (red-backed fairy wren) is the source of this 2716-nucleotide messenger RNA. It is a transcript of the gene FKBP10, whose product is annotated as FKBP prolyl isomerase 10. The record is from RefSeq and is a predicted model, not a curated record. NCBI's taxonomy places the organism in Eukaryota, Metazoa, Chordata, Aves, Passeriformes, Maluridae. Gene Ontology annotation, molecular function: peptidyl-prolyl cis-trans isomerase activity; calcium ion binding. The transcript has 10 exons. Bases 112 to 1824 code for a protein of 570 amino acids.
GGGAAGGGAAGGCAAGGGGCGUCCCGGGCAGGAAAGGGGCGUCCUGAACCCCCCGCCCUCCUCCUCCUCCUUCUCCCUGCCGGGCCCUUCCGCCGCCUCAGCCCCAGCGCCAUGGCCAUGGCCCCGGGCAGCCGCUGCCUCCUCCUCCUCCUCCUCCUGGGCAUCCUGGGGGCCCCGGCGCUGGGCGACCCCGGCCCCCUAGAAGACGUGGUGAUAGACAGAUACUAUAUACCCAAAAUCUGCCUGCGGGAGGCGCAGAUGGGGGAUUUCAUUCGCUACCACUACAAUGGGACCUUUAAAGAUGGCAAAAAGUUUGACUCCAGCUAUGACCGAGGGGCCACGGUGGCCGGUGUGGUGGGCGUCGGGCGGCUGAUCACGGGCAUGGACCGGGGGCUGCAGGGCAUGUGCGUCAACGAGCGGCGUCACCUCAUCGUGCCACCCCACCUGGGCUACGGCAGCAUCGGCGUGGCGGGGCUGAUCCCCCCUGAUGCCACCCUGUACUUYGACGUGGUCAUGCUGGACAUCUGGAACAAGAACGACAAGCUGCAGAUCACCACCCUGUCCAAACCYGAGCGCUGCAACCGCACGGUGGAGAACUCGGACUUUGUGCGGUACCACUACAAUGGCACACUGCUGGAUGGGACCCCCUUCGACUCCAGCUACAGCAAGGGCAGCACCUACGACACCUACGUGGGCACGGGGUGGCUGAUCAAGGGCAUGGACCAGGGGCUGCUGGGCAUGUGUGCUGGGGAGAAGAGGAGCAUCAUCAUCCCCCCGUUCCUGGCCUACGGGGAGAAGGGCUACGGGACGGUGAUCCCACCGCAGGCAUCGCUGGUGUUCAGCGUGCUGCUGGUGGAUUUCCACAAUCCCAAGGACGGUGUCUUCCUGGAGCACCUGGAGGUGCCCAAAUCCUGCAAGCGCCGGGCUGUGACCGGGGACUUUGUCCGCUACCACUACAAUGGGACACUCAUGGAUGGGACGCUCUUUGACUCCAGUUACUCCCGCAAUCAGACCUACAACACCUACAUCGGGAAGGGCUACAUCAUCCCCGGCAUGGACCAGGGCCUGCAGGGGGUCUGCAUGGGGGAGCAGCGGCGAGUGGUCAUCCCCCCACACCUGGCUUACGGGGAGAACGGCGCAGGAGAAAAAAUUCCCGGCUCAGCCGUGCUCAUCUUUGAYGUCCACGUCAUCGACUUCCACAACCCCGCAGACCCGGUGGAGAUCCAGACCGUGUUCCGGCCCGAGGGCUGCAACGUCACCACCCGCGACCGCGACUUCGUCCGCUACCACUACAACUGCUCCCUGCUGGAUGGCACCMGGCUCUUCUCCUCCCACGACUAUGAGAAGCCCCAGGAGGUGACUCUGGGUGCCAACAAGGUGAUCGAGGGRCUGAACAGCGGCCUCCUGGACAUGUGUGCGGGGGAGAGGCGGGUGCUCAUCAUCCCCCCACACCUGGGCCACGGCGAGAGCGGAGCUCGGGGAGUGCCUGGCAGCGCCGUGCUCCGCUUCGAGGUGGAGCUGAUCUCCAUGGAGGAGGGCGUUCCUGAGGGCUACCUSUUCAUCUGGCACGAGGAGCCACCGGCCAACCUGUACGAGCAGAUGGACCUGGACAAGGACGGGGCGAUCCCCGCUGAUGAGUUCUCCACCUUCAUCAAGACCCAGGUGGCAGAAGGGAAAGGCCGCCUCAUGCCCAGCUCCGACCCAGAGAAAAUCAUCGCUGACAUGUUCCACAACCAGGACCGCAACCAGGAYGGGAAGAUCACACCCGACGAGCUGAAGCUGAAGUCGGAUGAGGAUCAGGAGAAGAUUCAUGAGGAGCUCUGAGGAGCAGUCCCRCUGUUCCUGGAGACAGGACUCAUCCUGGCCGUGUCAUGGCCAGUCUCCCACCCCGGGAAUCUGCCCCUGCCCCUCCCCAGUCCCGCAGCGGGGCAGAUUUUGAUUUUCACCUCUUUUAGCUGAGGGYAUUUUGAUGUGUUUWCCUGUGCAGGAAAACUCAGCYYCCAGCUAAUUAACCCAGACAAGAUGUCCCCUCCCUGASCCCUUGAUUGGCCCCCAGUGACUGCAGGUCCAGCUCCAGCCCCCUCGCCUGUCCACGCUGCCUCGGGGGGCAGGCAGGAUGCAGGGGGGCUCCCCCUCACCUCCAUCACAGCAUUUURUAGUUUAGGAUUGGGGAUUGGGUUUUUUAUACACUUAAAUUUUUUUUUAGAGAGAAGAAGCCUCUUGUCCUGGUCCCUGCUGUGUCCCUGCUGCCAUCCUGCCCAGGACAAGAGUCCAGAGGGGGCUCAGGAUUCAGGGUGAAGCCCUGAUACUCUGCAGGCAUCUGCCUUUCCUAAAGUCCCAAAACUGUGGGGAUGGGACCUGGCAAASCCCUCAUCAGCUGGGAGAAGGGAAACAGACUCCUCAUUCCAUUCCCCUCAGGGAGCAGCCUCAUCCCCCUCCAUGCCCUCCCACUUCCAGCCUCCCGUGAGUGAGACAAACCAAACCAAUUUUGUUUCAAUACCUAAAUGCAGGUCACAACCUUGGAGUGCUCAGGUUCUGGGGUGGAACCAGCACAGUUCCAGCACCUGCCAGCUCCCAGAGCCUCUGUCCURCCCCAGGGACAGAAGAAAGGUAGAAAGGAGCACAGCAGUGCAGAGCCCCUCAAACGGUGACUCUGCCUUGCACCGAGUAAUAAAUAAUUCCUCCRGGUUUCCAAGGAGUUUGACCGUGUCUGGUU